This is a messenger RNA of Marmota flaviventris (yellow-bellied marmot), 2760 nucleotides long. RefSeq names its product inositol hexakisphosphate kinase 2 (gene Ip6k2). The record is from RefSeq and is a predicted model, not a curated record. Gene Ontology annotation, molecular function: inositol hexakisphosphate kinase activity. Lineage: Eukaryota; Metazoa; Chordata; Mammalia; Rodentia; Sciuridae. Gene Ontology annotation, biological process: inositol phosphate biosynthetic process; phosphatidylinositol phosphate biosynthetic process. Gene Ontology annotation, cellular component: cytoplasm; nucleus.
AAAGUAUCCAGAGGACCAAGUAAGAAGUUCUGUAAUGAGCUUUUUACUCAGCAAACCCUUCCUCACUCUCACUGUCGCAGAUGGAGUCAUGGGAACUGCACAAGUUCCCAGUAAGAUCCCUGUACAUAUACAUACAGUGGUUUAAGCCCUGUAAGGAAUGCUAGUAGAAACUACAUUGUCUAUAAAUUAUAGCCAGAAAACAUACCUAGCCUGACAUGCCUUGAAUCAGUUAAUAGGAUGUGUAAAAAGGUGUGCUUUGCUGAGAUCCAGUUGUGGCGUCUGGAUGCAUAAUCAGAACUAAGGUCCUAGACUUAUGGUGGAUAAGAGCCCUGACUGCCCCAGGAGCACAACUUUGGCUUAAAGGUGUGCCCCAGCUUUUAGUGAUCAGGAUAGAACUGAUAAAAAUAGUUGGUUGACCUAGAACACUGUGUAUCUUUUUAAAUGAAGUUAACCAGCCUUGAUCGGUUGUUUUUAAAUACAGACGUUAAUCAUUAAAGCUGGUCCCAAGCUCCACUGCUAAUAAGGUUAAUGGAGCUUGUCUUUGGCCUUGGACUGGGGCAGUAUGUGUGGAUACCUUGGGCGGAUAAGUCCGAGAUGAUGGAUAAGUUGGUUUUCCCUGUAGAAAUUGCAUUAAAUGGAUAAAUUUGAGCACCUUUCACCUUAAGUUUGUCUAUCAUAUUAGACAAUGGUAAGAUUUAAUUUGAAUAUAAUGUUUGAAAUUGUGAUCUUUGAUCUUUACCUUUUCAUGGCUUUGUGUUUUGUCUGUUAAGGUGACUUUGUAAUGCUGUAGUGUCCCUGUUGGAGCACAGUUUCUGCGUGUUCUCAUUUGCCUUGUUCUCCUUCCCUCUCCUCCCUCAGCUCAGGGUGUUUUUAUCUUUCUGAGGGAAGAGGCGGGGCUGGGGUGGGCAGCGUGGGCGGAACCUUAAGUGAGCUUGUACUGUUUGCCUUUCUGCUGGAGAAUUGGAACCUAAGGCGGUUCCCACAAAUCAAUGUGCUUGCUUCCGGCAGAGCAUUCUGGCCUACACAAACCUAGGAGCGGAGACCAAACAGAAGGAGGAUCAGGCAAGACAAGCGACGGAGGACGAGCUGGCCGUAGACCCUGCUGCCUCCCCGUUUUCCCUGCCGUCUGCGUCCGGAGGAUGAGCCCAGCCUUCAGGGCCAUGGACGUGGAGCCCCGCACCAAGGGCGUCCUGCUGGAGCCCUUUGUCCACCAGGUUGGGGGGCACUCUUGUGUUCUACGCUUCAAUGAGACGACCCUGUGCAAGCCCCUGGUCCCGAGGGAGCAUCAGUUCUACGAGACCCUCCCAGCUGAGAUGCGCAGAUUCACUCCCCAGUACAAAGCUGUUUUGAUAUUUGUUAGGUUUGCAGAUGAGUUUGGGGCCUCUGGCAACAUAGAGACUAAGGAACAGGGUGUGGUAUCUGUGCGCUUUGAAGAAGAUGAAGACAGGAACUUGUGUUUAAUAGCGUAUCCAUUAAAAGGGGACCACGGAACUGUGGACUUUGUAGACAAUUCAGACUGUGAACCAAAAAGUAAGCUUCUAAGGUGGACAAACAAAAAACAUCACAUGCUAGAAACGGAAAAGACCCCCAAGGACUGGGUGCGCCAGCACCGGAAAGAGGAGAAGAUGAAGAGCCAUAAGUUAGAAGAAGAAUUUGAAUGGCUAAAGAAAUCUGAAGUCUUAUACUACAGUGUAGAAAAAAAGGGGAGUAUAAGUUCCCAGCUCAAACACUAUAAUCCUUGGAGCAUGAAAUGUCACCAGCAACAGUUACAGAGAAUGAAGGAGAAUGCAAAGCAUCGGAACCAGUACAAAUUUAUAUUACUGGAGAACCUGACUUCCCGCUAUGAGGUGCCUUGUGUCUUGGACCUUAAGAUGGGCACACGCCAGCAUGGUGAUGAUGCUUCAGAGGAGAAAGCAGCUAACCAGAUCCGAAAAUGUCAGCAGAGCACAUCUGCAGUCAUUGGUGUGCGUGUGUGUGGCAUGCAGGUAUACCAGGCAGGCACUGGGCAGCUUAUGUUCAUGAACAAGUACCAUGGGCGGAAACUAUCAGUGCAGGGCUUCAAGGAAGCACUUUUCCAGUUCUUCCACAAUGGUCGGUACCUGCGUCGAGAGCUCCUGGGCCCUGUGCUCAAGAAGCUGGCUGAGCUCAAGGCAGUGUUGGAAAGACAGGAAUCCUACCGCUUCUACUCAAGCUCCCUGUUGGUUAUCUAUGAUGGCAAAGAGUGGCCUGAAGUGGCCCUGGACUCGGAUGAGGAGGACUUGGAGGACCUGUCAGAGGAGUCAGCUGAUGAGUCUGCUGGUGCCUAUGCCUACAAGCCCAUUGGUGCCAGCUCAGUGGAUGUGCGCAUGAUCGACUUUGCUCACACCACUUGCAGGCUGUAUGGCGAGGACAGUGUGGUGCAUGAGGGCCAGGAUGCUGGCUAUAUCUUUGGGCUCCAGAGCCUGAUAGACAUUGUCACAGAGAUAAGUGAGGAGAGUGGAGAGUGAACUUGCUGGUUGCUCCAGUACUUGAGAGAGACUCUGUGUCCCAGACACAGCUGUGCUGCGUCAGGGAGGAGGCCAGUAUGGCCAGGUAGGGGUCCCUGCAGCCUGGAGCUGAUGUGCAGUGGCCUCUCUGAGCCCCAACCCGAGCCCGCUCCAGCUGCACUCGGGAGUCUUUAUUUAUUUUAACUAUUUCUUCAACAUUCCACAUUUGAUGAUGCAGAUACCUCUUUGUUCCCUGAGUGUAAAUGUUCUAAUACAGAUCUUUUUGUUUAUUGUA